Stereum hirsutum FP-91666 SS1 is the source of this 1918-nucleotide messenger RNA. It is a transcript of the gene Shlcc1, whose product is annotated as laccase. NCBI's taxonomy places the organism in Eukaryota, Fungi, Basidiomycota, Agaricomycetes, Russulales, Stereaceae. Bases 1 to 1743 code for a protein of 580 amino acids. The transcript has 19 exons. The record is from RefSeq and is a predicted model, not a curated record. Gene Ontology annotation, molecular function: copper ion binding; oxidoreductase activity.
AUGCAGCUCACCACCUGUCUUUCUCUAGUUCUCGGCUUUCUUGUGACGAGCUCCUCUGCUGUCACUGUCCAACGUGUACAACUGGAUAUUGUCAACUCUGAGAUCUCUCCUGACGGCUUUCAACGCGAAACCGUUCUUGCCAACGGGACACACCCUGGACCUCUCAUAUCCGGCAACAAAGGAGACAUCUUCCAAAUCAAUGUCAAUGACCAGCUGACGGAUACGACCGGUCUGGACACUCAGACUUCCAUCCACUGGCAUGGAAUUAGACAAUACAGAACCAACCCGUACGAUGGUGUCGCAUUCGUGACCCAAUGUCCAAUCUCCUCAGACAAUUCAUUCCUUUAUAAUUUCACGGUCAAUGACCAGGCGGGCACCUUCUGGUAUCACUCGCACUUCUCGAACCAGUACUGUGAUGGCCUCAGGGGACCGAUGGUAAUAUACGAUCCCGAGGAUCCCUAUGCUAAUCUCUACGAUAUCGACAAUGCAAGCACUAUAAUCACUCUUGCCGACUGGUACCAUUAUCUAUCAGACGACGCUCCUCCCGGUGCUCCCAAUCCUGCCACUGUCUUGAUCAAUGGCGUCGGUCGCCAACUGGGAGACGAUUCCUUAGCCCUUGCGGUUGUUAGCGUCACCCAGGGAAGGCGCUAUCGCUUCCGUUUGGUAUCAAUCUCGUGCGACACCGCCUUCAAUUUCAGCAUUGAUGGACAUCAGUUUACUAUCAUCGAAGCGGAUGGGAACAACGUCGAGCCCGUGCUGGUUGACUCGAUCCCGAUUUACGCCGCCCAGCGAUACUCUUUCGUCCUGAAUGCAAGCCAGAACGUCGAUAACUACAGGAUUCGAGCUGCUCCCGAUAUCGGGCUCACCAGUGGAACGUUCGCAAAUGGUGUCAAUUCUGCCAUUCUUCGUUACACCGGAGCUCCAAGCAUUGAGCCAGUCACGAACGAAACUGUCUCCCUCCUGCAAUUGAAUGAGACCGACCUGCACGCGCUGGAGAACCCUCAAGCGCCUGGAAAUCCAGGACUAGGGAACGUCGAUCGUCCGUACGACCUUACCGUUCUUUUCAAUGGUAAUGUUAAUACCAGCGUUCCGGCCAACUUCACCGUCAACGGUACCUCGUGGGAAGCCCCAGGCGUACCAGUCCUUCUUCAGAUCCUCAGUGGCGCUCAACGUGCUCAGGAUCUUUUGCCGUCCGGGAGCAUCUACCCUAUCAACGCCAAUGACACUGUAGAAAUCAUCUUACCUGGCGUUGCAGGAGCAGGCACAAACCAUCCUGUCCAUCUUCACGGGCACGCCUUCUCCGUCGUCAAGAGUGCUGGAAGUUCGGCAUAUAACUACGAUAAUCCUGUUCGACGUGACGUUGUGAACAUCGGGCAAGAACCCUCCGAUAUCACGGUCAUUCGCUUCCAGGCCGAUAACCCCGGUCCUUGGUUCAUCCAUUGCCACAUCGACUGGCAUCUCACAGCCGGCUUUGCAGCCGUGUUCGCGGAGGACGUACCCGAUGUACCAGCUGAUGACCCUACUUCAGAUGCAUGGCAGAAUCUUUGCCCUGUUUAUAACAACACGUACGGCAAUGCUCCGCCACCAGCGCUCAAGUCGAUUGGGCCAGUCACACAGGUCGCCCCAACCCCUUCUGUCACUCUUUUACCCAGUUCAGUAUCGGUGUAUUCCGGAACACCUUCCUUCACUGUUACUGCUACAUCCUCGGCCACAGUUCUUCCGAUUACUUCGGCGGCCUAUUAGAGCUAUUAUUGAGCUCGUUCCGAGACAUAAUUAUAGUUCUCGAUGGACAUAUACACGUACUUUCUUUUACUGAACACUUCCUAUAAUCUCUCAGGACUAGUAUAUAUAUAAUCCUCUUAUGGCGUUCUUUUAUAGUCGUUCUCUACUAGGGAUAGCACCCACAGCUUUCUUGCAC